AUGGUCAGCUCCUGUUGUGGCUCUGUCAGCUCUGAGCAGAGCUGUGGCCUGGAGAACUGCUGCUGUCCCAGCUGCUGUGAGACCACCUGCUGCAGGACCACCUGCUGCCGCCCCAGCUGCUGUGUGUCCAGCUGCUGCAGACCCCAGUGCUGCCAGUCUGUGUGCUGCCAGCCCACCUGCUGCCGCCCUAGCUGCUGCAUCUCCAGCUGCUGCCGCCCCUCUUGCUGUGAAUCCAGCUGCUGCCGCCCCAGCUGCUGUGUGUCCAGCUGUUGCAGACCCCAGUGUUGCCAGUCUGUGUGCUGUCAGCCCACCUGCUGCCGCCCCAGCUGCUGCCAGACCACCUGCUACAGGACCACCUGCUGCCGCCCCAGCUGCUGUGUGUCCAGCUGCUGCAGACCCCAGUGCUGCCAGUCUGUGUGCUGCCAGCCCACCUGCUGCCGCCCCAGCUGCUGCAUCUCCAGCAGCUGCUGCCCCUCCAGGAGCUGCUGCCCCUCUUGCUGUGAAUCCAGCUGCUGCCGCCCCUGCUGCUGCCUGCGUCCAGUCUGUGGCCGAGUCUCCUGCCACACCACUUGCUAUCGCCCAACCUGUGUCAUCUCCACCUGCCCCCGCCCCUUGUGCUGUGCCUCCUCUUGCUGCUAA
Molecule: messenger RNA, 639 nt
Organism: Symphalangus syndactylus (siamang)
Lineage: Eukaryota; Metazoa; Chordata; Mammalia; Primates; Hylobatidae
Product: keratin-associated protein 4-12
Cellular component (GO): keratin filament
Source: RefSeq, a predicted model, not a curated record